CGUCAUCACUAAGCGCCCACGAGAACAUAUCUACGCAAAAUGUAAGAGCCUGACUGACUAAACGCCCGACUUCUCUCCUUUUGAAUUUCCCUGCAGCCGGAUUAUAGCAACUGGCUGCGGGGCUUCGGUGUUGUGGGGCUGCCUAUGAUCAGCGCCAUGGCUGGGUCGUCACACCACGUAACGCUGGGACCGCUGGUGGCUGCCAUCGACCAGGGCACCAGCUCCACACGGUUCUUGGUGUUCAAUUCCAAAACGGCUGAACUCCUCAGCCAUCACCAGGUGGAAAUAAAACAAAGCUUCCCCAAAGAAGGAUGGGUAGAGGAGGACCCCAAAGAAAUCUUGCAGUCUGUGUACGAGUGCAUGGAGCGCACAUGUGAAAAACUCACACAACUCAAUAUAGACAUUGCUAAUAUUAAAGCGAUUGGAGUUACCAACCAAAGGGAAACCACACUUGUUUGGGACAAAGAAACUGGGGAGCCGCUGUACAACGCAAUAGUUUGGCUUGACCUCCGAACUCAAUCUACAGUUGAGAGUCUGAUCAACAAAACACCAGGGAGGAAUAAAAACCACCUGAAGCAUAAAACAGGUCUCCCCAUCAGCACUUACUUCAGUGCGGUGAAACUUCGCUGGUUGAUGGACAAUGUCGACGAAGUUCAAAAAGCUGUACUUUCUCACUGUGCCAUGUUUGGCACCGUGGACUCUUGGCUCAUUUGGUGUUUAACCGGAGGAAAGUCUGGAGGGGUUCACUGCACAGAUGUGACUAAUGCCAGUCGGACCAUGUUGUUCAACAUUCACACCAUGGACUGGGACCCGGAGCUCUGCAAAUACUUUGGUAUUCCAAUGGAGAUUUUGCCUCGAGUGAGAAGCUCUUCUGAAAUCUACGGCCUCAUGAAAAUAAGUUCGAGCUGGAAAUCAGGAGCACUUUCUGGUAUCCCCAUUUCAGGGUGUCUUGGGGAUCAGUCGGCAGCGUUGGUUGGACAGAUGUGCUUUCAGGACGGGCAAGCUAAAAACACCUAUGGAACAGGCUGCUUUUUGCUGCGCAACACCGGACCCAAGCCAGUCAUGUCUGAUCAUGGACUUCUCACCACUGUGGCCUACAAACUGGGUCGAGACAAACCCGCCUGCUACGCAUUAGAGGGUUCUGUGGCUAUCGCCGGAGCUGUGGUCCGUUGGCUGCAGGACAAUCUUGGCAUCAUCGGAUCUUCCGAGGAGCUUGAGAAGUUGGCUGCAUCAGUUGGGACAUCCUAUGGUUGUUAUUUUGUUCCUGCCUUUUCGGGGCUUUAUGCGCCUUACUGGGAGCCCAGUGCGAGAGGGGUUAUUUGCGGGUUGACACAGUUUACCAACAAGAGUCAUCUUGCAUUCGCUGCAUUGGAAGCAGUCUGCUUCCAGACACGAGAGAUUUUGGACGCCAUGAAUCAAGACAGCGGCAUCCCGCUCACUCAGCUGCAGGUGGACGGAGGGAUGACAUCCAACAGGUUGCUGAUGCAGCUGCAGGCAGACAUACUCUGCAUCCCUGUUGUGAAACCAUCUAUGCCAGAGACCACUGCUCUGGGCGCAGCGAUGGCGGCUGGUGCAGCGGAGGGGGUGAGCGUGUGGAGCCUGAACCCGGACGACUUGAGUGAAGUGACGUCGGAGAAGUUUGAGCCUCAGAUCAACCCUGAAGAGAGUGAGUUCCGGUAUGCCCGCUGGAAGAAAGCCGUUCAGAAGUCCAUGAACUGGGAGACCACAGAGCUGCCGUCUAAUGGGAAUGGUGAAAGCAGCAUCUUCUGCAGUGUCCCCCUGGGCUUCUACAUCAUGGGCAGCAUGCUAAUGCUGAUCGGAGCCAAUUACAUUGCAGGACACAGUUAAUUGUCCUGGCGGCCAGCAAGGAGAAAGACCCACCAUUGGAUACAGUAUGUCUUGCUUUCCCCAAAAUGUCACUCCACAAAGAGGAAAGACUGUUUGAACUGACACUUAAUGGGACCUUCCCCCUAUGGAAUUUCUCUUGUUAUGCAUGAACUAUAGUAGGAGUAUGCAUGCAGUGUCUGUUUUUCUUACUGUUUUAUGAGCUUAUUUGGCAGGUCGUUGUGAUCCUUAAGUCAUAUUUUGUACAAAAUGAAUUGUACUGCUGCUUCAUUGUUCCCAAAACCCUUCCACAACACUCUGAGUACCGUACUUUUAGAGCACUUUAUAUGGUAUUUUAAUUUGAGGGCACUAAGCUAAUGUAUGUAUUUUUUCCUAUUCAAAAAAAUCUAAAUAUGUAUUUCUGUGGAAUCUACACAUACUGAUACUCGUCAAAAAUUUGAAUAUCAUGACAAAGUUUCCAUUUCCGUAAUACCAUUCAAAAAGUGAAACUUGUGUAAUGCAUUCCACUCGAAUGGAUACAUUUCAAGUGUUCAUUCUUUUUCAUUAAGAUGACUGUGUGAAAACUAAACUAAAAAAACUUGAAAACCCCAAUUCACGAUCUCAAAAAAUUAGAAUAUUGUCAAAACUGUAUGCGAGACAUUGGUUUCAUCUGUCGCAUUUCUUGUGUCAAGCCACUCUUGAACAACAAACAGCGUCAGAAGCGUCUCGCCUGGGCUCAAGGCAAAAAGGACUGGAUUGCUGCUGAAUGGACCAAAGUUCUCUGAUGAAAGCAGAUGUUGCGUUUCCUUUGGAAACCAGGGUCGCAGAUUCUGGAGGAAGCGAGGGCAUUCGCAGUAUCCGCGUUGCUUGAGAUCCAGUGUCAAAUUCCCCCAGUCAAUCAUAGUGUGGGGUGCCACGUGUUUCCUGAAUUUCCAAGGUCAACGCAGCCGUCUACCUGGAAAUUUGAGAGCACUUCAUGGUUGCUGCUGCUGACCAGUUUUAUGGAGAUGCAGAUUUCAUUUUCCAACAGGAUUUGACGCCUGGACACUUUGCCAAAGCUGGUGUAAGGACCAUGCUAUUCCUGUUCUUGAGUGGCCAGCCAACUCGCCUGACCUUAACCCCAUAGAUUUUCUCUGGGGUAUUGUGACGAGGAGGCCACGAUACGCCAAACCCAGCAAUGCGGAAGAGCUGAAGGACACCAUCUGUGCAACCUCGGGCUCUCAUAACACCUGAGCAGUGCCACGCACCCAUCGACUCCAUGCCACGUUGCUUUGCUGCAGUAAUUCCGACAAAAGAGCCCCAACUAAGUAUUGAGUGCUGUAAAUGUACACAUGUUUCAUGGUCAUACUUUUCGGUUGGCCAACAUUUCUAAAACUCAUUUCUUUGUAUAGUCUUAUGUAUUAUUCUAACUUUCUGAGAUAGUGAAUUGUUUUUAAAUUUUCAUAUAAUCAUUUAAAUUAAAACAAAUUCAAACUUGAAAUGUAUCACUCUGUGUGGAAUGAAUGUAUGCAGUUUCACUUAUACAUUAUACAUUCACGUAUUACUGAAAUAAAUCCACUUUUUCCAUGAUAUACAACUUUUUUUGACGAGUACCCCUGUCCACAUUGGCUUUAGUGAUGGUAAUGGGCAUGGGCCCAGGUGAAUUCCUUUGUUAACUAUCAAUCCUGUUGCUCCACUAAAUCAUGUUGCUCCCAAAGUGUGAAACAUAAAGCACUUAGUCGUAUGAAUUUAGGUCAAUAUUUAUUGUGUGUGUUCCUGAAAGCAAAGGUAAACAUUGUCGACGGGCCCCAAAAUGGUCACAUUUCAGAUGGAAACAACAUGUUAGGUGUCCAGAAUACAGGUCUGUCCUCACUAUGAUCAUAAACUAUAAAUACUUGAAA
Molecule: messenger RNA, 3704 nt
Organism: Hippocampus zosterae (dwarf seahorse)
Lineage: Eukaryota; Metazoa; Chordata; Actinopteri; Syngnathiformes; Syngnathidae
Product: glycerol kinase-like
Exons: 21
Coding region: 145-1848 (567 amino acids)
Biological process (GO): triglyceride metabolic process; glycerol-3-phosphate biosynthetic process; glycerol metabolic process
Cellular component (GO): mitochondrion
Molecular function (GO): glycerol kinase activity
Source: RefSeq, a predicted model, not a curated record